AUGGCGGCCCGCCCUGCGGGGGUGGCCGCCGCCACCCUCCGCGCACCACCGCUGCUCCUGCUGCUCCUGCUGCUGCUGCUGCUGGCCCAGGCCCGGCUGGCGGCAGCGGCAGCAGCAGGCUCGGCCAGCGGCGAAGCCGGGUCCGAAGUGGCCGUCAUGCUUCGGCUGCGAGAGGUGGCAUACGCGAUAGGCAUCCGCCAGGCGGCCGUGUGGCAGGGCUGGGCGCCCGGCGAUCCCUCUCCCCACUGCUCCUGGAUGCACGUGAGGUGCAACGAGCGCGGGCGCGUGACCAAGCUGUCGAUGUGGGUGUGGCCGACGCUUGCGCACGGUCGGCCUGUGACGGCCGCGGCCGCCGCCGAUGACGCCGAUGACGCCGACGCCGACGCCGCGGGCAGCAGCAGCACCGAGGCCGCAAAGGCGGCGGUGCUGUCGGAACUCACCCAGCUACGGGAGCUGGUUUCCCUGGAGCUGGGUCACAUGCUGGAGCCGUUGCCCGCCGGCUGCAUCCCGGCCAGCUGGUGCCAGCCAGGCGCCUUCCCUCGCCUCGCCAAGCUGGCGCUGGCCGCGCGCUGCCUGCCGGGGCCGCUGCCCGCUAUGCAGCCGGGCGCACUGCCCUCCCUAGCGGUCCUGUCGCUCGCCAUCUUCUCCCCGCUCCCUCCCCACGGCCUGCCUCCCAGCUGGGGCGCCUCCCCCGCGGUGCUGCCCUCCCUGCGAGACAUGCACCUCAGCCUGUCGCCCGCGCCAGUGGUGCGCCUGCCCCGCCAGUGGGCCGGCGGCUUCCCCAGCCUGGAGGUGCUCCGCAUCGAUGUCCUAGGCAUCCCCUCCCGCAAGGCGCCGGGGGCGCCGGCGCCCUGGCCGGCCGCGCAGGCGCCGGCGCCGGCGCCUUCGUCGGCGCCCGCUUGCGCGCCACCCGCCGUCGCUCCCGGGCAGGUGCAGAGCGGGGGGUGCGAGGCGGGGGGCCUCCCUCCGGAGUGGGCCUCUGGCUUCCCAGCCCUGGCGGCGCUGAACCUCGUGGGCCUGCCGCUGGGCGGCUCCCUGCCUCAGGCCUGGGUGGACGGCGGCCUGCCCUCCGUGAGCAGCCUGAUGCUGGGCGGCCUCAGCCUCACCGGCACCCUGCCCCCCCAGCUCUUUGCCCGCCACCCGCGCCUGCGCGAGCUCUGGCUCGACGACAACCGCCUGUCGGGCAGCCUGCCUGCAGAGUGGUCCAAAGCCCAGCUGCUGCAACUGGACCUCGCUCGUAACAGCCUGACCGGCCCCGCCUUCCCGCCCGCCUGGCUGGCGGCGGGCGCACUGCCCGCGCUGGCCGCCCUGCGCCUGUCUGGCAACCCGGGCCUGACGGGUACCCUGCCCGCCGCCCUCACCUGGCCGGCCCUGCGAGGCCUGGAGGUGCAGGGAACCGGCGUGUCUGGCAGCGUACCCGACAGCUGGUGCCAGGCGCCCUUUGCCGAGAUGCUGUUCCAACAGUGGGUGCAUUUCGGCGUGGAUGGCGCAGGCCCUCCGCUGCCACCCUGCGCCCUGGAGCUGGUGCCUCAGCUGGAUUGGGGAGGGGUGGCCAACGGCAGCGGUGGGGCGCUGGGUGGCGCGGCGGGAAGCCACGGGGAAGCUGGGCAGAUGGUACUGGUCAUCUGCCUGGCCACCCUGGUGCCGCUGGCGGUGGUGGCGGCCGCGGGCGCCGCGGGCAGGGCGCUGUGGCGGCGCCGCCUGCGCCGCACGCAGCAGCAGCGGCGGGAGCGCGACCGGGAGAGCCUGCUGCGGCGGGGUUGGGCGGGCGAGGGCGGCGGCGGCGGCGGCGCCGCGGCGGCGGCGGCGGCAGGAGGCGGCGGGGCGGGCCCCGGCGGCAGCACAGGCAGGUGGGCCCGCCUGGCAGCGCUGGUGAGGACCACCCUGGGUUCCCGCAGCGGCGGCAUAGAGAUGCUGCCGCCAGGCGCCCUCCCGUCUUCCCUGGUGCACCAGCUGGGAGCGCGGCGGCAGCGCAGCGGCGGCGGCGCAGCCCCAGUCGGCCACACCGUCAGCGCCGCCAGCAGCCGGGGGUCGGCAGAGGCGGCGGAGGCUGCGGUGCCCGGCAGCGGCGGCGCGGCGGCCGAUGCGCGGCGGCUGCUGCUGCCCGGAGGGGCCGGGAGCGGCGGCGGGGCUGAAGUGGAGUCGGGCCAGCGCGCUCACAGCACGCACAGUGUGCACAGCACGCGCAGCAUGCCGUCGGCACCCCCCAGCAAGCCAGCCAGCGAGGCGCUGGGCGGCUCCGGGCUGCGGUGA
Messenger RNA from Chlorella variabilis, 2253 nucleotides. RefSeq lists its product as hypothetical. The record is from RefSeq and is a predicted model, not a curated record. Lineage: Eukaryota; Viridiplantae; Chlorophyta; Trebouxiophyceae; Chlorellales; Chlorellaceae. The transcript has 10 exons. Gene Ontology annotation, cellular component: plasma membrane. Gene Ontology annotation, molecular function: protein binding. The coding region runs from base 1 to 2253 and encodes 750 amino acids.